GUCGGCACUUCGCUGCAGCGCAUUCCUUGACGUGGAGGCUGGUGUACCUCUCCGAGGAUUUAAUGAGAUCAUAACUUUAAUACGUCCACACAACGAAAAUAAAAUAAAAAUCGAACUUUUAGAGCUUUUUAAAACGCUUGGAUAAACGAAGCAGCUUUUGGAGUUAUAACAUCGGUGAUCGGCUUCUCCUUGCGCGACUGCGUUCCCAACUUUACAAUCAAAGUGACGGACAAAAAUACCUGAAGAGGAAGAGAAGAGUGAGAGAGAAUAAGGAAGCAUCUUGCCAGGGCGGAGCAUGGCGAAAAAAAGAAUCCACACAAUGAAGACCUUACUGAACCCGCUGCUGCCUAUUCUGCUCCUCCUCCUCCUUCCUGAUGGCAUUUUUUCUAAAGAUUGCCCAAAAGACUGUUCUUGUGUGCCUACAGAAUCCAUUUUAUGUUUCCAGAGACACUCUUCUACGUUUCCCCAAGGAGUACCCACAUCCACCCAAAGCCUCUAUCUAUUUUCCAAUGGGAUUGAAAACAUUAAAGCUGAGGACUUUGAUGGUCUUGUGAAGCUGGAAAUGUUGGACCUCAGUCAGAACAAACUGACCCAUCUACCUGAAAGGGUGUUUGAGCCCUUGACAUCUUUGAAAAACUUGGACCUGUCAUCCAACCAGAUCAACCACAUUUCAGAGAAAUGUUUCCACGGUGCAACAAAGCUUGAACGCCUUUAUUUGUACAGUAACAGCAUAAAGACCAUCCACCCUGCAGCCUUUAAUGGCUUAGACCACCUGCUGGAACUCAAGCUGCAGGGUAACAUGUUGACCUCCCUGCCUACCCUCUUAAUGCCCCAACUACUGCUGCUGGACCUUCGCUUUAAUGCCUUACCGUCUUUAGGUCCUACAGAUCUUCAAACUCCAAACCUAGAGACCCUCAGAUUGGGUGGUAUGGGGCUCACCAGUUUGAAUAAAGAUCUUAUACUGGGUCUGAAAAAUCUUCAUGAGCUGGACAUUUCAGGAAACCAACUAGACUCUUUCCCCUCAGCACUAAAGGAGACCCCAGGGCUGUAUAACCUUAAUCUGGCUGGGAACCCAAUUGGUCCUCCAAAGGUUGAGGAUCUGCAGAACCUUCGAGAGCUAUCAGAGUUGGAUAUAAGCAGUCUCAGUCUUCAAGGCCUACCUGAAGAGUUCACUCAGCUCUUCCCCAACCUAAAAAAGCUCACAGUAGCGGAGAAUCCUUUUAACUGCCUUUGUAACUUAGCAUGGUUCCCAAGAUGGCUCAAAACCCAAGGUAUAGCCCUGGAGAGAACAAAGGAGACGCGCUGCCAUUUCCCACCUAUCAAUGCUGGAAAGGAAUUAGAGACACUGGAGCACAAAGAUUUUGGCUGUCCAACAACAACUACAAUCACCACUAGUACUGCCAAAACUACUACCACCACCCUGACUGUUCCUGUUACUACCUUCCCGAGUAGUACUAAAACUAUUCAUGUCCUUAAAGUCAGUAACAACCCAGGUAACAAAGGUGACUCUCCCCCAAUUCCUGCUCCUGCACCCACCAGUAGUGGCAGCAUGGACCAAGAUGAAGAGCAGCAUAUCUGUCCUGAUAAUACCUGUUUAAAUGGUGGUACUUGUCAUCUGGAUCAGCAUGGUCAUGUAGAGUGUUCCUGUCCAUAUGGUACUACUGGAAUGUUUUGUGAAAUUCAAAACCAGUUUCCACCUUCACCCCCUGAAGCUGAAUCAUCCAGGGCAACUUUCAUCAAAGACACACCAGACCUCAGCUCCCAUCAAGCCACCCCAACUUCAAUUCUGAUAGACCUUCACCGGUACAUUGAAAUGCGUCCAUACAUUCGUGGAAUUCGUCUGACGUAUAGCAAUCUGUCAGGGUCGGACCGCAGGCCAAAUCAACUCAACCUCCCAGCAUCCUUCCCAGAGUACAGGCUUAGAGGUCUGAAUCCUAACUCCACCUAUGCUGUCUGUGUCAGUCCUUUAGGUGAUCAUAGUGGCAUAGAAAGCAUCUGCAUUGAGGCUCAUACAGAACCUUUAAUCAUGGAAACAACAAAUGCACGCACUGAAAACCCAAAGCUUACCACCAUCCUGGUGCCUGCAACUGCCAUCAUGCUCCUACUGAUACUGAUAGCAAUAGCAGUGGGAGUGGUAUGCUAUUUUCGCAGAAAGAGAGCCAAGGGCAACCUGGAUCUAGACUGUGAGCCCUCCCAGCUAGAGUUGGAUGGAGUUAAAACUGGCCUAGACAAUGGGGUGUUGCCUCACAAACAGCCCCAACUUAUGAUCCCUGAACCUGCUGUCCAAAAUGGCAGUCUGGAAUAUGAGGUGUUGUUACUACAAGAUCAUUGCAUAUCCAAUAACAACAUGUCCUUGCACAAGCCUUAUCACUUUUGACAGCUGGAUUUGAUAACGCAACUCUAAAGGAGGACUUUUAAUUUUUCUGCUCUCUCCCUCCAUGUGGAAUACAAAGUCUGGUGUUUGAAAGUAGAGGACAUGGUAUCAAUCAACCAAUCACAAGAAGAGCAGCUCUACAUACAAACUCACAGCCCUAUGAUUGUCCAAGAAGAUAUUGGAAAUCAUGUUUGGACAUUCAUCUGUCCUGAUGCUGGAACUGAUCGUGUGUUGUCAUGGACUAAAAUUUGGAGUUAGGACACACAAUGAACUUGUGCUUUUCAAAAUAAACUUGUAGUGCCUUUCUCCAUCACAAAACCCCAACAAAACAAUCUUAGCUGUUUUUUUCUGCACAGUGCAACUCUUCAGUACUUACCCUAAGGGAUCAGAAUAUGCUGUGAAUGACCUUUAAGACUCAAAAUGAAGUUCAGAGAAAAUAGCUGAUACUUGUAUGGCUUUGUUUUGAUAAAAUGUAUAUAUGUUUAAUUAUUUUUUGUAUUGUUUGAACUGUGUAACAUUGUGAAUGUUAAAACCCCUCAAAACCCUGAUCCCACUUUUUGUGACUAACAGACAAAACAGCAGAUUAAAAUCUUUGAAGAUUAAAACUCAUUUGGUACCAGUAAAUUCAGUCAAACAGCUUUGCCCCCAGAAUAUCAGACAGUCUAAGUAGAUGUGAGUCUGGACUGAGUCAAGACUAAAUCCCUCUUUAUCACUCCGAAGCCCUCGUCAUGCUUUGCAAAUACAAAAGAAAAAGGGAAGCAGGAUUACAACAAGGUACAGAGGGAAGAAACUGAAUGAUCCCCCUCUAACUAAGUGCACUGUCUUUCAACCACUUUUAAGUUUGUCUUACAGCAAAUACUCAGUGAUUAUAUUCAAAUCAAAGAGCUCUUCAUUUACCCGUAAAGCUAACUGUGCUAUCCCUCAACUAUAAUUCAAACACUCAAUCCACUUCAUGGCCUGGCUGAAAACAAGCAAAGCAAAUAGUGAAUAUGUCUUAUGUUUCAUUUGAGUAAAAAUAGCCUGCUUGAUGAUGUGCUGUACACAAUUUCUCCUCGGCAAAGGAGACCCGUUAUGCUUGCUUGUACCCAACCAUAACUAUGUAAAAACCAGAUGCACAACUUGAUAACAUUUGAACUCUUUUCUAAAAGACAACAAGGCUUGCAGAGAUCCACUGGAAGAUUACCAAAAAGACUGAGUGCUGAGCUUAAAAUCUGUGAAUAUGGCACAAAGAAGGAGCUACAAAAAUAUUGUGUGUGUGUGCGCGCACGCGUGUGUGUGUGUGUGUGUGUGUGUGUGUGUGUGUGUGUGUGUGUGUGUGUGUGUGUGUGUGUGUGUGUGUGUAGAUCUUUCAACCUCUGUCAUAAUGCAAGUUGUGUCUUGUGCAAAGGCCUGCAGACAUAAAGUCACUGUCAUUUGCUCACUCAAUAUACCCACAUGCCUCGGAGUGCUUAAAGCCCUAACAACUCUGCCUGUGGCUAAACGCACCAAAGACACAUCUGCCAAUAGCUGUAAAGUCAUCCACAGUAUAUUGGUGUAAAAUUUAAAGUUCAGUGCCAACAAAAUGCCUUUAAAACAAGAGAUGCAACUGGAAUAUUUGUCUGUAAAAAAUAGAAAACAUUGAGGAUAACCAAAAGUAUUUUCAGUGUGACUGUUAAAUUUUUCCCUGUUUAUUUUGGGAAACCUUUUGUUAAUUAUUUCUUUUUUUUAUUUUGUGAACUUAUUUGUAUAAAUGGAAAAAGUGAUUUUAACAUUAAAUGAAUAUCCAAAGUUAA
Austrofundulus limnaeus is the source of this 4146-nucleotide messenger RNA. RefSeq names its product vasorin b (gene vasnb). NCBI's taxonomy places the organism in Eukaryota, Metazoa, Chordata, Actinopteri, Cyprinodontiformes, Rivulidae. Gene Ontology annotation, molecular function: protein binding. Gene Ontology annotation, cellular component: plasma membrane. The coding region runs from base 296 to 2377 and encodes 693 amino acids. The record is from RefSeq and is a predicted model, not a curated record. The transcript is spliced from 3 exons.